This is a messenger RNA of Theileria orientalis strain Shintoku, 657 nucleotides long. RefSeq lists its product as hypothetical. The transcript has 5 exons. Bases 1 to 657 code for a protein of 218 amino acids. NCBI's taxonomy places the organism in Eukaryota, Apicomplexa, Aconoidasida, Piroplasmida, Theileriidae. The record is from RefSeq and is a predicted model, not a curated record.
AUGGAUUCUGAUUCUGUGGAUCAAUCUAUCAGUUCAUUUGAAGGUAGUCAUCAACUAGAAGCUGAUGAGGUCCCCAAAAAUGACCAGUAUUCUGAUGCUUCAACCGCCUCAGAGUUUGUUCACUUUAUUCAUUCUAUUCAACAUCACUUACUCCAUAUAACGUUAUUAUUUAGAUUUGACUAUUCUUGCCUUCCUGAUUUCGAGACGAUCGAAUCAAUGUUUAAGGUAGAAUACGACGGUUUAACUCUCUAUGGCGAGGGCCUUCCUCCUCUGGAUGAUAUCAAACUAUCUUAUCGUGACGCGUGGAGGAUCUGUAAACAAGGUUGGUGCCACUGUAUUUGUCGCAGAUUUUCCGAGCCUAAGUCGUUUAAUGUCACUUACUUUGCCACCUGUGACGGCACUGACCCAGUCAAGUUUCUCGUUCUAACUCCCUCAAAGAACAGUUCAAAUCGCAUCGUUAUAAGUUUUUGGGAGAUUCUUGGUGCCUACUGGGUCUGGAACAAGUGCAGGCUUUUCUACAUUCCUUCCAACCAGCCUAAAUCAAACUUCAUUGUCAUUGAGGGACUUUCUACCUCCUUUUGUGAAGCCAUGCUCAAAUGCUUAUAUGAGUGUCAACUUAUGAUUAAUACUACAAAGACCAAACUUGACGAACUGUAA